CGACGACAUUAACUGCAGCGGAUCAGCUGGAAAACACAUUUGGUUCCAGUCAACAUGUUUCUUCUUUUGAGAGUUUUCUUCCUCCCAGCUGUUUUGGUUCAUUGUGCCGGUGAAGAAACUGAUCUCUUCAUCACUGCACCGAGGAGUCUGGAAGCAGUGACUGGAUCCUGUUUGAUUAUCCCCUGUAGCUUCAGACCUGCCCCAAGGAAAGAGAGACAGUUUGACAACAGAAGAAAAAUAUUUGCAGUGUGGAUUAAAGAUGAUGCACCUUUUCAGAAUCAUCCAGAAAGAAUAGUUUUUAACAGCAGUAAUGAAGUUUACUACCCUUAUAUCAGCAUCAUUGGAGACCUGAAAGAAAGAAACUGCACCACCAAGUUUAAUGUAUUGAAACUUGAAAAAUCCACAAAGUUCUUCUUUAGAAUUGAGAGUGAAUCAUUCAAGGCAACAGCUGCUUUAGACCCCGUUGAAAUUAAACUGACAGGUUCUCCUCCGAGGCCCAGAUUAGAAGUCUCAGCUGAUCUGAAGGACCUGAAGGAGAAGGAGUCUGUCACUGUAACCUGCUCAGCUCUCACUCCCUGUUCACACUCCCCUCCUCAACUCACCUGGAGCCUCCAACAAGACGCUCACAGCCAAACUGAGGAAAACACAGAUGGAACCUUCAGCACUCAGAUCCAGAAGACCCUCACUCUGUCAGACACACAUGAUGGAUUCAACCUCAGCUGCUCUGCUGUGUAUCCUGUUGCUGGAGGAGAACCUGUGAAAACACCUGAGACAGAGUUAACUCUCAGGGUUUCAUAUUCUCCUAAAGACACCACAGUCUCCAUCAGUCCAUCAGGGAGCUGGGUGACCCUGACCUGCUCCAGCAGAGCCAAACCUGCCGUCAGCAGCUUCACCUGGUUCAAGAACAGUGACCAUGGACCCAUCAAAGUGUCUGAAGGAGACUUUUACACCUUUAAUGUGGCCGACAUAACAGAUCCAGCAAGUUUUUACUGUGUGGCUGAAAAUGCUCUCGGUAAUCAGACGUCAUCGUGGAUUCCUGUGAGCAAAGCAGGUGAACUGAGGAUUGAACUCGUCUUCAAAACACUGAUGAUCCUUCAGGUUGUAUCUCUCUACUGUACAAUCAUCAUCUUUGAGUGCUGGUUCAGAUGGAGACAUUGCCACAAACAAGUGAAGGACUCACCAGAAGCAGAUGACGUCAACAAAGUGAUUGAAAGUCCAGCAUAAUGGGCCACAAGGAGAAAACCAAGAUGUUAAAGCCAUCAUCAGUGACCUGCUUUAUUAAUUCUGAUCAUUUCUGCCUGCAUCUUUGUCAUUUUUGUCAUGAAAUCUGUUGUUUUGCUGGAUCUCAGCAUGAACCAGGCCUAUAAGAAGUGAUGCAGCUCUGUAGAGGAUUAACACAUUUAUAUUCAUGUAGAGUCUUAAACAGAGCUGAUGUCUGUUUCCAUUCUGAAGAUAAAUCAGCAUGUAUUGAAGCUUCAUAUUUUCUGUGUACAUUUAAACAAGUUUUAUCUCAAUUUAUUGCAUUUUUUUCCAUUUUCUCCUGGUUUCAUUUGCUGUAUCUAUUGUAGUGGUCAUUUAAGUAAUGAAAAUAGAAAACUUAAUUCAUUUUAUUUUUUUCCCACAAAAUCAUUGUGUUAAUGCUUUGCCGAAAUAAAGUUUAUUCUUUGAUAUAAAGUCAUGAGAAUCUGUGAAGUGAUGAAAGUGAAAGAGGUUAAAUGGAAAAACUGCUUUGAUUUUGGUCUGUCAAGAAAAGGUAAUGAACUCCUGCUCCACAGGAAGAAUGUAUGAUGUGAGAAGUAUGGACCCAAACACAGAACCCUGCAGAACUCCGUUUAGUCUGAGUAGAAGAGUCAUCAACAUGAAGUUGAACAUGUCGGCGUCUCACAGAGUGAUUCAACCUGCGGUCGGAGCCCUCCGUCUGGCCGCCUUCAGCUCGCUGCUGCGGGGGAGAGAGCCGGGGAGGUGUCCGGGGGUCGGGCGCUGGAUGUCGGACACACUCAGAGGAGAAAUCAUCAGACCACUAGAGGGCGUCAGAGUCCUGGACUUGACAAGUUUGAUGAGCCUCUCCUCUCAAUGGACAUCACAACCAGAGGUGAAAGUCUUCCCUGCUCUGUCCUCUUAUGGCUGCAGACCUCUCCACCGAUGCUGUGGUGGCCUGAUUGUUCAACACCAACUUCAGGAGUUUUGUCGCCAGUGGAACCUUGUGUUCAGGGUCAUUUUCAACUUCAAAAGCAAGAAGUUCAUGAGGUGAUUUAUUUUCUUUGAUCAUUUGUGAGCUACAGUCCAAUGAGGUCAGCUCUCAGCCUCACAAAAUGAAAUACUUGCCAAAUUUAGCUAGGCUGUAGUUAUUUUAUACAGUUCACUGA
Salarias fasciatus (jewelled blenny) is the source of this 2366-nucleotide messenger RNA. RefSeq names its product sialic acid-binding Ig-like lectin 14. The record is from RefSeq and is a predicted model, not a curated record. The coding region runs from base 55 to 1224 and encodes 389 amino acids. The transcript is spliced from 11 exons. Lineage: Eukaryota; Metazoa; Chordata; Actinopteri; Blenniiformes; Blenniidae.